UUGUUUUAAUUUUUGGAGUAAUUUUCUUUUCCAAGAAAGAGGAAGAAGAAAAGAAGGGUGGGAUAAAAUUUGGAGAAUUAGGAGAGCACAAGAAUCAGCACUUCAGCAAUAAGUACGUUUUUACCACCACCGCCAUGGACGACGCUGAAUUUGGACGCCUUCUCGAUUUCUUCCCAAUCGUCCGAUCUCGCGAUUACCGUUACGCACACAUUCACACACAAGAUGUUGACGUUUUUGAAUGUUCUCAACAGCAUAAAGAAUGGCAAGAUGCAUGGGAUGAGGGAGAUAAAAUUGAAGUGGAGAAGCAAGGACUUGAGGAACAUGGUGAAUUCUGGGAGAAGCUAAAGUUGGUCGCUGAGAGAAAGGUGGGUGCAGCAGAAGCAGAGAGAUUUUGCAAGGCAUUUCAACGAAUCCACAAGAAACUCGUCUAUGAAGAACUGAGUUUGGAUGCUGCCCAAAAAUUCCUGAACUCGGCGUGAUCUGUAGCUGGAUUCUGUGUGCUUUUUGUUGUUUUUGGUGAUAUUGCUUUCUGCUUCCUCUUCUUGUAAGGAAACUGUCUAGCGUCAAUUAGUUUCCCCCGACCGCCCUCCUUUGACUCUCAACUCAACUUUUUACGCAUGUGAUUGUAUGAACAUUGUUAAACAAUUCAUACCCGAGUUGCAUUGGACCUUCUCAAGUCACAAAAUGGAUGGGGCGCAGCUUUCUGGCACUUGAGAAACUUACCCUUGAGUUUCAGUUCCACCGAAGUAUUGAUGUUUUCCGGUCUUUUGUUUUGUUCGUUGGACACCAAGCUAUGGCGACGCUAUAGGAUUUUUCCUUUGAUUU
Molecule: messenger RNA, 825 nt
Organism: Malus domestica (apple)
Lineage: Eukaryota; Viridiplantae; Streptophyta; Magnoliopsida; Rosales; Rosaceae
Source: RefSeq, a predicted model, not a curated record